CAGUGAAGUUGUCUGCAAGAAUUGCUACAGAGGUGCUGACUCCAGCUCCAAGAAAGAAGAAGGAAGCAAAACUAUGUACCUGAACCUUUGAAGCUGUCAAGUGGAAGUGCUACGGAAGUACCAACUCCAGUUCCACGAAAGAAAAAGAUUACACAAUCAAAGAGUGAAGGAGCAAUCAAGCCUGUACCCCAGCCUGGGCAAUCAGUAGGAAUCCCACAGGUCAAGCUGAGAAUAUCAGAAAGAGCCCACAGUCUGGAAGAGAUGGAACGGGCUGAUGAGAUGUCUGAAAAUAUUGUCAAGAGUACGGAGUCUCUGACUAGCUCUCAAGAUGAUGAAAGGCCAAUGUCUCCAUUUUACAUGAGUGCCCAGAUCUCAUCUGUCAGUCAUAAACCAGCAUCUGAUGAUCUCCUGGAGAAGACAAUCAGAUCAGCAGUGGAGCAGCACCUCUUUGAUGUGCAUGGCUGCGGGGGUCAAAGUUCAGAAGAAUCUGAAUCGGGGACGUCAUCCUCCACUUCAUCAGUGAUUGCCAGGCAGAGAAGACGACAUCUGAGAGAUCAGGAUGAGACACAGAGGCACAAAGACAUGGACGAUAUCAAUAAAGAGAACAUUCCCUCUGUAUUCAGCACCACCGAAGACAGUAUACCAGUCUCACGGGACGGAGAGAAGAAGCAGAGAGACUGCAGCACCUCUUACAUUGAGGAGAGCAUGAAGCUGAAGAGGCAAGUGUCCAUCACCAAGCUUUCUGAGCUCAAAGAAAACAAGGAAGGCUUGAUUGUAAUGGAAUGUUUUGGCACAUCAAGACUACAGGACAGAACAAGGUCUGAGAACAUGGAUUCGCUACUGGAGGAAAGAAAUGAAAACCAGAAUGAGGAGGACUCUGUACUGCUACCACUGAACUCAGCUAUGAAGAUUCAGGAGGUGCAGAGUGGCUGUGAGACAGCUAAAACGCAAAGAAACCAAGAAGCGGGUGUUUGUGAAGAAAGCUCUGUCCCGGAGGUUCCUAGACUGGAUUUGUCAGCCUUGACGGAGGACAACAACUGGGGAGAUUCAUCUUUUUUCACUCUCGCCUUCAUUGAUUUCAAAUGUAUUGGGCAGCAGAGUUAUUAUGAGGAGCCAGUGCCAGCCUGCCCGUCGUGGCAGAGGGAACAUAUGCACAUGGAGGAAGCCUGCCUCUCCCCACAAGCCGGGGGGCGCCUGAUCCGCCAGCUCGUGGACGAGGACAGCGACCCCAUGCUAUCGCCGCGCUUUUAUGCCUUUGGGCAGAGCCAGCAAUACCUGGAUGACCCAGAAGUGCCCCCCUCUCCCCCCAAUGCUCACUCCUUCAUGAGCAGGCGGCGGAGCGCUUCGCUGGGCUCGUGCGAAGAUGACAGAGAAGAACUCACAAGUGCACAACUCUCCAAGAAGAUCCAGAGUUUAAAGAAGAAGAUCAGGAAAUUUGAAGAAAAGUUUGAAGAGGAGAGGAAAUACAGGCCUUCUCACAGCGACAAGGCAGCUAACCCCGAGCUGUUAAAGUGGAUGAAUGAACUUGCCAAGUUACGAAAACAGCUGAAAGAGAUGAAGGUUAAAAUCUCUGAAGAAGGCCUGCCUCCUCAGGCUCGCCAGCGCAGCAACACCCUCCCAAAGAGCUUUGGCUCCCAGCUAGAGAAGCAGGAAGCUACUGAGAAAGCACCAAAACCCACUUUGGAGGACACACUGGAGGCUGUUCAGGAGAAGCUGCAAGAGAAGCGAGCCGAGGUCAACCGCCCCGAAGAUAUCAAGGAUAUGACCCGGGAGCAGAUCUCCGCAGAAAAGGUUGCUCUGCAGAAGGCGCUGCUAUACUAUGAGAGCAUACACGGGAGGCCAGUUACAAAGAGCGAGAGACAGGUCAUGAAGCCUCUUUAUGAUAGAUACCGUCUUGUCAAGCAGAUCCUUUGCAGGGCAUCCACAAUUCCUGUGAUUGGUUCCCCCUCAAGCAAGCGUCGAAGCCCUUUGCUGCAGCCAAUUAUCGAGGGCGUAACAGCAUCGUUCUUCGAGGACAUAAAGGAGGAGGAGGAAGACGGCUCAGAAGAUGAAAGCAACGCAAAGGCAGACUUCAGCGUCACCUUGAAGCCGGGUUUCAGGGUGCGUAACUUCCUGGACCAGCUGGACGAGGAGGGGGAUGGCUUUAUCUCACCAGUGGAUGAUAAAACACAAUCCAAGAACACUAAUGACAUGAGGCUGUCCAACCUACACUCUGCCACCAUGCCUGAACUUGUUGAACAGCUUCAGGAUGCAAGGGAAGACAAAAAGAGACUCCGCAAGAAACUGAGAGAAUUUGAAGAUGCAUUUUUCAGGCAAAAUGCAAGAAAUGUGCAGAAAGAAGAGCGCACACCAAUGGCUGACGAGUACAGCGAAUACAAGCAUGUUAAAGCCAAAUUGAGGCUCCUGGAAGUUCUCAUCAGCAAGAUGGAUUCUUCAAAGACCAUGUAAAUAAUUGGAAGGACUGUGUUCAGUGGAAUUCCACUAUUAACAAAAUAACAACAAGAGGAUGAUCACAAAAACAAAGAAUAACAGUAACACAAAUACUGAAACUUUCUAUCAACUCGAUAGCAUUUUAUUCCUGGUGAACAACAGUGUUUAUUCUUUUAAAGUGCCAUACAAAGAGUCACCAGCAACUUCUGAAGGACUUUUCUAGGAUGAUUGAUACGUUUUGCUAACCUCUAUCGUCAGAGGCACCGAACACCAUAUAUAUACAUAUACAUAUACAUAUACAUUCACACACACACAAGGAUUCCAGGGUAGAUCCAUUUUCAUACUGGUUUCCAGCAGCUGCAGUAUUGAAAGCUCUUACUGUUAAGCUGCAAAUAAAGCUGGUUGGUGUGAAAUCCUGAGAUUCUGGCCCAUUUCCAAUGAUAAGCUACAAAUCUGAAGGACAUAGGAGCAGAACAAUAACUUGGAAUCAUGCAUGACCUGAAAAUAAUUUCUCAUAGUUAUUUAAGUAGGUAACGCUAUCUGGGUGUGUAAGCCUUAUAUAAGCUUUAGAGAAAAAAUAAGUUGUGUAGUUUUGAGAGGCCUAGUUUUAAAAAGGAGUGAUUUUUAAAGCGAUUGCAAAUUGAAGCUGUAUCAGUUUUAAUUCUGCUUUGUGAUUAAAGCAGAUAAGGGGUGAUCAGACUACUUUCUUUUCAUGUAAAAAGAUUUACUGUGAUGGGAGUGCCAUCAAAUGAAUUGCGGGUAAAUUAAUAUUCAUCUCUACGUCACACUACACCUGCUAUCCAAGAUACUGCUUACAAGAGGCAUUGUAGCACUGUGUUCCUAAUCGCUGUUUGCGAUCAGUUUAAUGUGGGUCGUUAAUUCUAUCUUUAUUGUUGUCAUGUGGUUGAGUUACAAGUACAAAAACAAUGUUACCUUAAAGGGAACUCGAAAGAGUAUUAUUCAUUGCAAAGGAAAACAGUAUGUAGAACAGUUGUAAAUAGCUUUGAGGAGUCUCAUAAUGUACUAAACCCUGGCAGCAUGAGUUCAUAUUUGUUGUCCUGCAACAGCAAUGAAACGCCACUACAUCCAUGUCUUAUGGUGAAGUUGGGAUCUGCUGUUUUUCAGCCAGUCUUUAUUUUACUUCAAGUAAUAAUUUUGGUGGCUAUGAAGUUCAGCAAAUUAUUUUUUAAAACCAAUGUGCUCGUGCAGUUCACAGACAUGGUUAUGGUUCUUAAAUUCACUAUAUUAUUAAUGUGUGAUUGGUGCCAUAACAUUUGAAAUGUGUUUUAUUAAAUGCAAAAGGAUAACUAGUAACUAAUGCAGUACUGAGUUAUAUCACCAGCUACUUAAAAAUGUUGAAUGCAGGUCUUCAAGUCAUUGUGUUUGACAAGAAAUACAGUCCCACCCCACCAACAAAAAAAGAGGCUGGAUGUAUCAAAGGAUUGCCACAUUUUAAUACACAUCUCUGUUGAUGAAUCUUAAUAUAAAGGUUAUACUUUGGGCUUUGGAGAGAGAGAAAAAUUUAUUUAAUCAAAACCAAAUUUUAACAAGGCAAUUAAUCAACGAAAAGUCUUAAAUCAUUAUCGAGAAAAAAAAGAAGCUAUUAUUGGUUUAAACAAAAAAAGGUGUGGUGAUGGAGUAUGUUUAAAUUAAAUAAUAUAUAUUUUUUGGCUAAUAUACAUGCUUGUAACAUUGCAGUUUGCAUCAUUUUUAAACGGAUGUAUUCAAAUGAUCCAAAGAGAAAAUGAGUUAAUGACCACAAUAGACCAAAACAGUGUGGAGUACAUUGUAGCUUUAAUUUUUUUCGUAUCAUACAUUUUUGGGUGUUCUCUAAUGAAAUGUUAUAGUAAUUUACUUUGCUACUGGUUAAGUCAUAAAAUAAAUCAUGUAUUUUUGGAAAUCUAAGCAAAGCACAAAACAGGAAUAGCGCAUGGAUUCACAUGGAUGCUUGAUUCCAGUCACCGUUUUGUUAUGAUUGCAUUUAGAGGUAGACAUGUUCAAAUAAGAUUUGUUUUCUGUUGUUUCUGCUACUGAAUUUUUCAAAUGCUGCUUUAUGAAUGAUUGUCCAUUAUGGGCACCUUGAAUUGAAACAACAGCCUCACCAGAGCUAAUUAGUUCACUCCCAUUGGUUAAUAGCAAUCUUUGUUAUCUAGAUAAUUCUUACUUGCUUCUUCUUACAAAAUACCCAACAUGUGCAUAUGAACUGUGUAAUACAGUGAUCAGUUGUUAGAUUUCAUUGUAUUCCUUGUGCUUGUUUGUCAGUCUAGACAUUUGCAUGCUGUUGUGAGCCACAUUUUUUCUGUACUUAAACUGAAAGACUAAAAGCCAAUUUAAUAACUGGAUAAAUCCUUAUAUUAACACCAUUCAAGGCCUAUAGUAAGCAUUAACCAAGUACACUGUUUUUUUUUUUUUUUUUGUAAGUGGUCUGAAAAGUGAAUUUGUUCUUUUGUGAAUAUGGACCCAGAUCUAUGUUUACAUUACAAAGUAAGCAAGACGAUUUAUUGAACUGAAUUAUUAGUGUAUGCUACUUCAUCUCUGAAUGUAAACACUGAAUGGAAAAUAUGGGUGUGUACAUUUUAGUACAUCAUUGUAUUUUGUAUAUAAUAUAUACAUAUAUAAAAAAAACUAAAAUUUUGAA
Messenger RNA from Acipenser ruthenus (sterlet), 5068 nucleotides. RefSeq names its product protein FAM13A-like. The transcript is spliced from 21 exons. NCBI's taxonomy places the organism in Eukaryota, Metazoa, Chordata, Actinopteri, Acipenseriformes, Acipenseridae. The record is from RefSeq and is a predicted model, not a curated record. The coding region runs from base 262 to 2448 and encodes 728 amino acids.